This is a messenger RNA of Haemorhous mexicanus (house finch), 4830 nucleotides long. It is a transcript of the gene DDX31, whose product is annotated as DEAD-box helicase 31. Lineage: Eukaryota; Metazoa; Chordata; Aves; Passeriformes; Fringillidae. Bases 109 to 2103 code for a protein of 664 amino acids. Gene Ontology annotation, molecular function: ATP binding; nucleic acid binding; RNA helicase activity. Gene Ontology annotation, cellular component: nucleus. The transcript is spliced from 20 exons. The record is from RefSeq and is a predicted model, not a curated record. Gene Ontology annotation, biological process: ribosome biogenesis.
UGCUCCGGUCUCGGGGGGAGCCUCCGCACCCGCCGCCGCGCCGCCUCCACGGGCCGGGCCGGGCGGGCGGGAGGCGGCCCCAGGGCCUUGCGGAGGAGCGGGCGGGACAUGGCGGCGGGCGUGGGGAUGCGCGGCCUCGGCAGGCAAUCUGGUGCUCUGAAGAGGAAGCUCCAGUCGCCACAUGGAACUCCACCCGUGAAACGCAAACGUAAAUUAUCCAUAAACCCCUUCAGGAAGGGUGCCACGGAAGCUGACAGGAGGGAGGAGGGAAGCUCAUCACGAAAAACUGUUCCUAAGAAGCAGCUGAUUGACAAACAGAAUGAAAGCCAGAAGAGCAAAUCUUUCAUCAAGACAUCCAGCCUGUUUAAAAACAACCCAGACAUCCCAGAAAUUCACAGAAAAGAAGUGCAGCAGGUGCAAGAAAAUGUUUUCACUACAGAUUCCUUCAGCCAGCUGGACCUCCACCCACAUCUGAUCUCCACAAUAAACACUGUCCUAAACAUUUGCAGCAUGACUAGUGUUCAGAAGCAAACGAUUCCUGUGCUCCUGCAAGGCAGAGAUGCCCUGGUGAGAUCUCAGACUGGUUCAGGUAAAACUCUUGCCUAUGGGAUUCCACUUGUGCAGUCUUUGCAAGGAAUGGAAUGCAAAAUACAGCGCAGCGAUGGCCCCUACGCACUUGUGCUCGUCCCAACCAGGGAGCUUGCACUCCAAAGUUUUGAUACAAUCCAGAAACUACUUAAGCCAUUUACCUGGAUUGUGCCUGGAGUGCUAAUGGGGGGAGAAAAGAGAAAAUCAGAAAAAGCCAGGUUAAGGAAAGGGAUAAAUAUCCUCAUCUCCACCCCGGGCCGCCUGGUUGAUCACAUCAGGUCCACGCAGUGUAUUCAUUUCCGUCACACUCAGUGGCUGAUUAUUGAUGAAGCAGACAGGAUCCUGGACCUGGGCUUUGAGAAGGAUGUGGCUGUGAUACUCAAUGCUUUAAAUGCUGAGAGAGAGACACGUCAGAAUGUGCUGCUCUCAGCCACCCUCACCGAAGGAGUGACACGCCUGGCUGAUAUCAGCUUGAAUGACCCUGUCAGCAUUUCCAUAGCAGAUGAAAUCCAGAAGGUGCCUGAACCAGCAUCACAAACAGACAGGGAAGCCAGCAGGUCAUUGAACUGCAUGGAGCAGGAAAACUUUGCUGUUCCAGAGACACUCCAGCAGUAUGUCAUGAUGGUCCCCAGCAAACUGAGGCUUGUCACGUUAGCAGCUUUUAUCCUGCAGAAAUGCAAGUUUGAAAAGCGCCACAAGAUGAUCAUCUUUUUCUCCAGCUGUGAACAAGUGGAAUUCUACCACGAGCUCCUUGCAAAGGUCCUUUCAGGAGGGCCAGAGUCAGAACAGCCUGGACGUUCACCCCUCUCCUCUGUGAGCUUACAUUUUCUACGUCUGCACGGUGACAUGGAACAGGAAGAGAGGACAGAGGUCUUCCAGGAAUUCCUAAAAUCCAAGACUGGCAUCUUGCUUUGCACUGAUGUAGCAGCACGGGGGCUGGACCUGCCUCAAGUGACGUGGAUUGUACAGUACAACGCCCCGGCUUCACCUGCGGAAUACAUCCACCGGAUCGGGAGGACGGCGCGCAUCGGCUGCCGCGGGAGCAGCCUGCUCGUGCUGGCUCCUUCCGAGGCAGAAUAUGUCAGCUUGCUGGCUUCUCACAAGAUUAAUGUUUCAGAGCUGAAGAUGGAGAAGGUGUUAGCCAGCCUGAUGAAAGAUGAUCGCUUCAGGUUGCACAGACCACGAAGCAAGAAAUCCUGUGGCAAGAACCCUCAGGAAGUCCGGGAGAGGGCCACAGUUCUGCAGACAAAAUUUGAAAAUCUCGUCCACUCCAGCGAGGGGACUGUCCAGUGGGCAAAGAAAGCACUGCAGUCUUUCCUGUGUGCCUAUACCACCUAUCCCAAGGACCUCAAGCACAUCUUCCACAUCAAAUCUCUCCACCUGGGUCAUGUGGCCAAGAGCUUUGGGCUGAGAGAUGCCCCCCAGAACCUGACUGCUCUUCCAGCUGCUGGCUCAAAGAAGAAAACCAAGCCAAGACCAAAAAGAGGUCUUUGUGCAAACCAGCUGUCCCCUUAGCUGGAGUGGAUCUUGCAAAACCCGAUCUGAAGACGGAAAAAUAAUUGCCGGCGCUGUUUUCAGAAAGUUGCAACGCUGUGUUGAGGUGAGAGAUGAGCACAAGAACCAGAUACUGCAUAUUGAAUUACAGUACAUCAGCUUAGUCAGUGUCUGGGCUCAUGCUUUGACUGCAGGCUAGAGGCAAGGAAGCUGAUCCCACCUCCACUGAGGGAUUAGCUGUCCUUGCUUCGCCGUGGAGUCGCAGCACGCCGAGGAAGUGGCUGACAGGCCAGAUAGAUUUGUCUUUUGACUCCUUCACAAUGCACAUGCCACAGACCCACUGCCAUUCCACCAUGCAUCCCUGUGCUGCUCAGGCUUUUGCAUUCUGGAUCAACUGAGGGCCUGCUUUGCCUUUGAAAUCAGGAGGGCCAGUGUGUGCCCCCAAAGGCUUUCACUGCAGUGAGCAGUUGCGACUUAAUUUGGCUUUUUUGUGAGUUGAAGCCAUUACAAAGAAAGCUGAUUCUGUGGAACUCCCUGCUACAGGAAUUUCUGAUGCAAGAAAUGCUCAGAAGGAUUGAAUUUACUUAUGAGUAUCAAGAAUUUCUACAGCUUAUGCAAAAAGUGAUAUAAAAACAAAGGUGAAAACCCCCUCGUGCUUCAGAGUUUAAGUCAACCCUCAAGUGAAAUGGGAUCAGGAAGAGGAGUUUGAGAGCACUGCUGUACAUCAUUAUCACAGUGCCAUUGCUCUGAUGUGGAGAUGGGCAUGGCCUGAAGGCUUUGGCUGCAGGAUCAUUGUGUUAAUUCAUUCUUCAGCAUGGUCAGAUAGAAUCAGACAGCUCCUGGGAAACAGACCCUGUAGCCCUGUGUCCUCCACGUGGCCAGGGCAGCAGUUUCCUUUGGGUGCAAACUGGUGGCCUUUUACCUUCUCUCCCCCUCACAUCCUUGGUUCCACUUUUGAACAUCUUGGCAUUGACAAUUUUUGAAAAAUACAGGGCUUGUGACUCGAGGCUGCAGCUGGGCCUCCCUGCACAGCAAUUGUCUCAUCAUUAGAAGCACUUUGCUUGCCAGUUUUUAUGUGCACACUUAGAGCUUUCCUGAUAUCACUUAAUUAGUCAAAAUGCAGCUUUGGAAUUCUGCCCACUGGGAAUUUCACUUUGAGCAGUCUGUUCUAGAAAGCCAACGUGGAGCUCAGGUAAGAGCUUGGGCAAAUGGAGCCAAAAAUGAGAGGAAGAGACAUGGCUGCUGUGAAAGGAAACAUCACCAUCACUCUUCAUUAAGGCAGUUCAGGGACACAGGUGAGUCCUGGCUACCACAUCAUGAUGGUAUAAAAGAAAUCUUCUUAUGAAAUUAAAGUUUUAUAGUUGUAAAAUCCAUCUGAUUGUUCCCUGCAUACAGCAGUGCCCUUUAUUACUGUCCUGUUCCACUGUGGCUGCAGCACAGAGCCUUUGCUCCAUCUCUAAUCAAGUUAACAGUGCUUGCCCACAGAGCUGGAAAACCUCUGUGCUGGGGGCUGUGCACCAAAAAUUGCCAUCUCUCUCUAAUUGAAGUACAUUCUGAUCUCUAGGCUGGGAAAGGGCCUGACAGAAGCAAGAAUCCUGGGAGGAUCCCAGCCUCCCAGUGCUGCUUUUGUCCUUUUUCCAUAGGGUGAAGACCAAGGGAUGGCAGUGAAAGUGAGACUGGGGUUUCUGUGUGGCUGAAAUGCAUUUAACUUCAGUAGGGCAAGGUGGGCUUUGCUGCUCAGCACACCCUAGUGUGGAGACCACCCUGCCCUGAAUGUUCUGGAACAGGCUUGGUGCUCAUUCUGGCUGGGUAAUAAUUUUCCUUGAUCUUCUCAAGCAUCUGCAUCAGCUGGGAGCAGAGGACCUGGGCCAUCUGUUGACCUGUCGAGAGCAGUGGAGGAUUGCUGAUGGAUUUCUUGCCCCCACUCUGCAAAAACAACAGCAGCAAAACCAACCCAAACAGGGUUGCAUUGGCUGCAGAUGGUUCAUGCAAUGCUCUAAGUAGGAAAAGCAGGUGUUGCAGCAGCCUUGGCCCAGAGGUAACCCAGCUCUGCUGCUGGCACAGUGUCAAGGAGCUGUUGGAGAUGCUGUCAGGCAGAUUGAUGGUGCAAUCCACGUUGAAAUGUUUUCUGAUAAAUGGAACAGCCUCCUCGGGUCUCCUCCAAAGACACACCAUGAGUCCUGGGACUGAGUGUCAGAACUUCAUCCUCCUCCUUCCUCAGCUGGAGCAGUUUGGGAGCCUUUGGAUGCUGCAGAUGCUGGGAGUUGGUUAAAGGUCACUACACCUGUGCACUGCAUUGCAGCAGCAUCUCACACAGCAAGACAAAGGAACAGGCAGUGAUGCCAGCCAGGGUGAGAGGCACCUCCAAGAACAAGAUCACUCACACUGAGUGUGAAAGAUGAGCAGAGGCAUCUUCUGAGCCAGGAGAAGGAGAUCAGUGCAAAGCAUUCAGAUUUCCUCAGAGAUGGAGGGUUGGGAAGCACCUGCAUCCCUGAGAUCCCUGUGGCUCCCAGGUGGGGAAGGGGAGCAGCAGGCUGGGAGCAGCUCUGGAAGUGGGUGUAGAAGGGAACUGAAGCAAAGGAGAGAAGGAUUUUACUCUUUCCUUCACUGAACACUUUUUCUUCCAGAUGUUCCUCUCUUGCCUUUUCAUCAUUCAGUGAUGUAUUUAGCAAGAUUCACAAGUUUCUCAUGUUUAAACAGUGUUUAAAUCUUUCCAGUUUAUGAAGGAUAAGAGUUUUUGGUGGUGGU